GUGGAAGUUACGGGCACUUUCCAUGCGUCAUACGUUACGGAAGGCUAGGGCGGGGACUUACGUGGUGAGUGACAGCUGCUCUGUCUAAUCACAGCGCUGCCUGACAUCACCGUGUUGUUUUAACGGCUGGUGUUGCAACAGCGAGACAUUCACAUCGACUACAACAACACAGCAGACAGACAUGGAGAAGCUACACGAAAAUAUUUGACGAAGGAGAUCAAAAAAUGGCACGGACUUGCCGGAAAAUGAAGCGACAACACAUCGACGCUUAUCUGUCACCAACAAAUACGCGAAUUCUCUUGGUUUUCGACGAGGAAUACCAGAAUACGUGAGGAUUUUUCUCAACAAAGCCGCCGUAGUAAUCCGAAGAAGAAGCAGCGGAGAAGUAAAAAUGGCUACGACUGUUGGUUCCGUGAGGGGCUCCGAGCGGACGGCUAUAGAGAGGUUCGGCAGCGGAGGGAUGGCACUUCUGCCUUGGACUAAACAGAUGCUGACCGUGUUGUGGGAACAGCUUCGGCUGCUGGUUCAAGUCAUUUACUACUCUUUCUUGUCAGUUUUCCAGAUGUUCAGGUUCGAGGUUCACGUUCGGAUCACAGACGAGACGGGUCAACACAUCCAGCACAUGACCACAGCAGCAAACCCAACUGAAUCCUUCCUGUUCUCCUCGUUGUUUGACGGCGAUAACGGAGUCAUGGUCGGUGGUUCAAAUCCCCUCUCUAACUUCUGUGCUGACGUUGGCGACCCCUUUGCUGGGAAAUCCACUGCUGAGGCCCUGCUGUCCAGUCUGCGUGCUGACGAUCUGUGCUGCGGACUUGUGGACGACUUUGUGUCCAGAACAGCUGGUAAAGAAGAGGGCAUCUUUCUCGGACACCAAUCCACCUGGAAAAUGGGCUUCCCCAGCGACUGGAACAUCUUCGCAUCAAGCAGCGACAGCUCUGGUUCAAACGACACCUGCCCUAAGAAAAAUGAGAAGGUCUUCAAACAGGAUACGAUGAAGGAGAAAGUUUUCAGACAGGACACUUCAGAGGAGGAGAGAAGCUCUCACUGGAGUAGCGAGGAAGACCAGAACGUAGUAGAAUUUGAGAGUGAGGAAAGUAAGGCGCUUUGGGAGUCUCUGUCAAAAUCUAGUGACCCUUACAACCCCUUCUUUUUCUCAGCCUGCAUUUCAACCAGCCCAAAGAUGAGAAAAAGUGAAGUGCAAGACAGCAGUGAUUGUGACUUUAUGUCAGUGAGCAAGGCCGGCGAGGAGAUGUUGGGGUCUCGAGGCCUAAAUAUCUGGGUCAGCCGCUCUGACAGUGAGAGCAGUUGGAGCAGCUGGGCCAGCUCAGAUGGUUCCACCCCUGACAUUGACAAGGAGGAAAGCGAGAGGCUCUUGGAGUUCUUCAGCAGUCCCGAAGACCCUUACAAUCCCAUGUGCUUCACUGCAUGUACAGUCAGCAAAACCACUCCUCAAACCACCAGCACAGUCUCUAAACAACAUGCCUCACUUCCUGCACCUCCCACCAAGUCUGAGACAGAUACUGAGGAGAAGGAGAGCAGCUUUCCUCCUUCAUCCGAGGAUGAUGAAGAAGAGCAGCUGUGGAAGUCUCUCUGCCCAAAGGAUGACCCGUACCACCCUCUGAACUUCCAGGCCUGUCUCCAGAGCUCCUCCUCAACAACAACACUCCACCGCAGAGAAGAUCAAGAUUUCCUUGAUGUCCACUUUGAGAAAAAAUCACCUAAAAAGGACAGGAAACGGGCAAAAGCAUCUCGAAAAUCGAGAGUCUCCAAGCCCAUCCUGCCAGAGAGGCAGCUUAAACAUCACUCUCAUCCAGACAAAAGCCUGGUUCCAUGGAAAAGACCUGGACAAACACCUCCAGGGGAGCAAAAGGACAAGGCCAGCACUACUCAGAAAAAGGUGCAAUUUUCUCCUCUAGUCCAAGUCCAUGUCAUGCGGACCUGGCCAUUUGCUCGACAGGCGUCUCGUAAAGGACACUGGGAAGAAAUGGCACGAGACCGCGACCGCUUCCGGAGGCGGAUUAGGGAAACAGAGCAGGCCAUUGGCCACUGUUUCACCCACUCACACCGAGAGAAGAUCCAGGCGUACCUGGACCGUGCCUUGAAAUAAAUAAAAGGUCCUGAACACUGAAUGUUUUAUUUCCUUUUUGGAUGACAACUUGUGAUUGGUUGCAAUGCAACAGUGAUUUUGAUUUAGGCCAAUUAGAUAUUUGAUGUUAGGCCAAUCUAAAUGUUUGGUGUCAAGUUGAACAACCUUGUACCUCAAAAGGUUUUAUACAUUGUGUACCUGUUGCACUGAUUGACACUUUCUCAUAUUAACCUCAACAUUAAUGUGUGGAAUGUUGUUUUUGUAUGCCUUAUAUUCUGACCUAGUAAUGUAACUUAUUUAUGCCCUAUGGAGCUUGUUGUUUAUUUUUUACCGUUGGUUUGUACAUGUUUUUAUAUGUGAGAUAAACCACAGUGGUGAGUGUAGAAGUUCAAAGUAGAAAAUGGUGAUAUCAUAAGAAAGCAGAGCUUUACAGUACAAAGUGUUUUGAAAAGUUUUACUUCAGCAUGAUGGACACAUAUCAAAUUCUGGUGCAGUUUUCGUCUGGCUGUUAAAAUAUUUUACGCCUUGGUAUCUCUGUUUUUGUCUUGUAUUUUCUUAUAUUAUGGCACACAUUUGUGGCUGAGUGUAAAGACAUCUUUAAGAUUAUAUGGCCGAAAACAUUCACAACACUUUGUCUCAUGUGACUCACUCAGCUUCUCAUGGUAACAUCAUGCACAUCAAAAAUUUGUCUGUAGCAAAUUGAUCUCUAGGUGCUUUGUUGAAUCAAUAAAAAUUGUUACACUGUAA
Messenger RNA from Amphiprion ocellaris (clown anemonefish), 2833 nucleotides. RefSeq names its product protein phosphatase 1, regulatory subunit 15B (gene ppp1r15b). The transcript has 3 exons. Gene Ontology annotation, biological process: response to endoplasmic reticulum stress. Gene Ontology annotation, cellular component: protein phosphatase type 1 complex; endoplasmic reticulum. NCBI's taxonomy places the organism in Eukaryota, Metazoa, Chordata, Actinopteri, Pomacentridae. The record is from RefSeq and is a predicted model, not a curated record. Gene Ontology annotation, molecular function: protein phosphatase regulator activity. The coding region runs from base 392 to 2107 and encodes 571 amino acids.